AUGGCCUUUCGCAGUCCCUUCGCGAUCUCUCGGCGGUUGUUGAGCGGCGCCACCCCCAGUCUUCGGCCACUGGCAUGGAGCUGCGCCGCUUAUAACAAAACUCAGCGAUCUAACCUUGCAACCGUGGUACCACCUGUUACUCAAGAUGCAACAGGUUCAAAGGGCCCGACCGCAAUGGUUUUUAUGAACAUGGGCGGCCCGUCGACCACGGACGAGGUGGAAGACUUCCUGAGCCGUCUUUUUGCCGAUGGUGAUUUGAUUCCCCUCGGGCGGUUCCAAUCAUAUAUCGGUCCAAUAAUCGCUCGUCGACGAACCCCAAAAAUCCAGAAGCAGUACGCGGAUAUCGGUGGAGGAUCUCCUAUUCGAAAGUGGUCUGAAUACCAAUGCACCGAAAUGUGUAAAAUCUUGGAUAAGAUUUCCCCGGAGACCGCGCCGCAUAAGCCUUACGUCGCAUUCCGGUACGCCGCACCUUUGACUGAGACCAUGUACAACCAUCUACUUGCUGAUGGGUUCGGCAAUGGCAAGGGCGGUCGUGCCGUUGCUUUCACACAAUAUCCGCAAUAUUCUUGUUCCACAACGGGUAGCUCUCUGAAUGAACUUUGGAAGUGGCGUAACCGUUUGGAGGUAAAGCGGGCGAAUGGCGAGGUGGACCCUACUGGCGCAAUUCAGUGGAGUGUCAUCGACCGCUGGCCGACGCACCCCGGCCUUGUUGAGGCCUUCGCCCAGAAUAUCGAGGCUCAGUUGAAGACCUACCCCGAGGAGAAGCGGGACCAGGUUGUAUUGUUAUUCUCUGCUCACAGUCUGCCUAUGGAUGUUGUCAACCGAGGCGACCCCUACCCUGCCGAAGUAGCUGCUACAGUCCACGCUGUUAUGCAACGCCUGAAGUUCAGCAACCCGUAUCGCCUGUGCUGGCAAUCCCAGGUCGGUCCCAAGGCCUGGCUGGGUGCUCAGACCCAGGACACCGUGAUGGAGUAUGUGAAGCGCGGCCAAACAGAUCUUAUCCUUGUGCCAGUCGCUUUCACUAGCGACCAUAUUGAGACACUGUACGAGCUGGACUUGGAAGUCAUGGAGGAGGCUAACAGCCCGGGUGUCAAGCGGGCGGAGAGUUUGAACGGUAACCCUAUUUUCAUUCAGGGUCUCGCGGAUCUUGCCCACGAGCAUCUGCAGAAGGGAGAGCCCUGCUCGGCUCAGAUGACUCUGCGCUGUCAAGGAUGCCGCAGCGAGCGCUGCCUGGAGCAGAAAAAGUUCUUUGCUGGUGAGCAGUAUGGAUCCCUGGUAAUGUAA
This is a messenger RNA of Penicillium waksmanii, 1284 nucleotides long. RefSeq names its product ferrochelatase HEM15. Gene Ontology annotation, molecular function: protoporphyrin ferrochelatase activity. Lineage: Eukaryota; Fungi; Ascomycota; Eurotiomycetes; Eurotiales; Aspergillaceae. The transcript has 3 exons. The record is from RefSeq and is a predicted model, not a curated record. Bases 1 to 1284 code for a protein of 427 amino acids. Gene Ontology annotation, biological process: heme biosynthetic process.